Molecule: messenger RNA, 1184 nt
Organism: Microtus ochrogaster (prairie vole)
Lineage: Eukaryota; Metazoa; Chordata; Mammalia; Rodentia; Cricetidae
Product: neuropeptide Y receptor type 6
Biological process (GO): G protein-coupled receptor signaling pathway
Cellular component (GO): plasma membrane; neuron projection
Molecular function (GO): neuropeptide binding; neuropeptide Y receptor activity
Source: RefSeq, a predicted model, not a curated record
ACUGAUGACCAAACACCCAUUGAUGAUACAAGCAAGCUUAGAAAAUCUCUUAUUGCAACCCUGACGUAAUGGAAGUGCCCCCAAACCAAUCAGCACCUAAUAAAACUAGUGCCAAGAGCAACAACUCUGCGUUUUUCUACUUCGAGUCCUGUCAACCCCCUUUCCUAGCCAUACUCUUGCUGCUCAUAGCAUAUACUGUGGUCCUAAUCAUGGGAGUGUUUGGAAACCUGUCUCUUAUCGUCAUCAUCUUUAAGAAGCAGAGAGAAGUUCAAAACGUCACCAACGUACUGAUCGCCAAUCUGUCCCUCUCUGACAUCUUAGUGUGUGUCAUGUGCAUCCCCUUUACAGUCAUCUACACUCUGAUGGACCACUGGGUGUUCGGGAGCACCAUGUGUAAACUCACUUCUUACGUGCAAAGUGUGUCCAUCUCUGUGUCCAUAUUCUCCCUUGUAUUGAUCGCUAUUGAACGAUAUCAGCUGAUUGUGAACCCCCGUGGCUGGAAGCCCAGGGUAUUUCAUGCCUAUUGGGGCAUCGUCUUGAUUUGGCUCAUUUCCCUUUCAUUGUCUAUUCCCUUAUUCCUGUCUUACCACCUCACCAACGAGCCCUUCCACAAUCUCUCUCUCCCUGAUGAUAUCUACACCCACCGGGUAGCCUGUGUGGAGAUCUGGCCUUCCAAACUGAACCAACUCCUCUUUUCCACAUCGCUGUUUAUGCUCCAGUAUUUUGUCCCUCUGGGUUUCAUUCUGAUCUGCUACCUGAGGAUUGUUAUCUGCCUCCAAAGAAGAACUAAGAAGGUGGGCAGGAGGAGGGGAAAUGAGACCCGCCUCAAUGAGAACAAGAGGGUCAAUGUGAUGUUGAUUUCCAUUGUAGUGACUUUCGGUGCCUGCUGGCUGCCCUUGAACAUCUUCAAUGUCAUCUUUGACUGGUAUCAUGAGAUGCUAAUGAGCUGCCACCAUGACCUGGUAUUUGUAGUUUGUCACUUGAUUGCUAUGGUUUCUACGUGCAUAAACCCUCUCUUUUAUGGCUUUCUCAACAAGAAUUUCCAGAAGGACCUAAUGCUGCUCCUUCACCACUGUUGGUGUUUUGCACCCCAAGAAAGAUACAAAAAUAUCGCCUUGUCCACUGUGCACACAGAUGAAUCCAAAAGAUCAUUAAGACUGGCUCGCACAACAGCAGGGGUGUAG